This is a messenger RNA of Zootermopsis nevadensis, 3478 nucleotides long. Its product is annotated as myrosinase 1. Lineage: Eukaryota; Metazoa; Arthropoda; Insecta; Blattodea; Termopsidae. Gene Ontology annotation, molecular function: beta-glucosidase activity. The record is from RefSeq and is a predicted model, not a curated record. Gene Ontology annotation, biological process: carbohydrate metabolic process.
UUCGAUUAGGAGAGGUGUAGGUAUAGAGAACCAGUUCGACAGCACAGAAUUAACACAGCAUAAGAAUGCUAUCGUGCAAAAUACAGUGCUUUACAAUCUUAAACAUCGUAAUAAUAGUUAUGGCGCGAAAUAAUUCUAAAAACUAUACUUUUCCAAAAGAUUUCAUUUUUGGUGCAGCGACAUCAGCUUAUCAGAUUGAAGGAGCAUGGAAUGUUGAUGGAAAGGGUCAGAGUAUAUGGGACACAUUUACGCACACACAUCCUGACCGAAUUUCUGAUGGGUCGAAUGGAGAUGAUGCUGCCAAAUCAUACUUCAAAUAUAAGGAAGACGUCAGAGCUUUAAAAGAAAUGGGGAUGCAGUUCUACCGUUUCUCCAUUUCUUGGUCUCGCAUCAUGCCUCAGGGACUUCCAAAUAACAUCAACCAAAAAGGCAUCGACUAUUACAAUAGACUCAUCGAUGAAGUGAUUAAUAACGGCUUGAAGCCUGUGGUGACCAUGUUCCACUGGGAUCUUCCGCAAUACCUACAAGACCUGGGAGGGUUUGCCAGUGACGUCAUUAUAAUAUAUUUCGAAGCAUAUGCUGAGGUACUUUUUGAAAAUUUUGGCGACAGAGUACACAUGUGGACCACAAUUAACGAACCUUAUAAUCAUGCAUUUGGUUAUGAAGUCAUGACUUUAGCACCUGGUUUAAACACUACUGGAGUUGGUAUAUACUUGGCAGCACACAACAUGAUCAAGGCCCACGCAAGAGUUUAUCAUCUAUAUGACAAGCACUAUCGCGCCAAACAGAAAGGCAAAAUAUCCCUCAAUCUGUCCGUUCAAUGGAGCGUGCCAGAACAUAAGAACUCAACGGAUGAUAAAGAAGCCACCAAAGCAGAACUGGAGUUUACACUCGGGUGGUAUGCCCAUCCAAUAUACAGUAAAGAGGGUGAUUACCCGCAAAUAAUGAAAGACAGAAUCAGAAAUCUCAGUCUGGCAGAAGGAUUUCCUACCUCUCGCCUACCUUCCUUCACCUCGGAAGAGAUCGUAUACGUAAAAGGAACUGCCGAUUACUUUGCCUUGAAUCAGUACGGUUCAUAUCUGAUUGCUAAAGGAGACACUGGAGCCAAUCCUUCAUAUUUCAGGGAUAAGGGUACAUUAAUUGAACCCGAUAACUGGCCUAAAUCUGAAACUUCAACGUGGGAAUCGGUAACACCGAAGGGAAUAAGAAAUAUAAUAAAAUGGAUCAAGGAGCAAUAUGGCGAAGAAUUGGAAAUUUUAAUAACAGAAAACGGGUUUGCUGAUAAUGGAGAAUUAAAUGAUAUAAUAAGAAUUAAUUAUCUGGCUACAUACAUGAUCGAGGUACUGAAGGCGAUACACUUUGACAAAUGCAAAGUGAUUGGCUAUACAGUUUGGAGCCUUAUUGAUAACUUAGAAUGGUCCAAUGGCUACUCGUCGAAAUUCGGUUUGUACCACGUGGAUUUUAACGAUCCUGACAGAAAACGCACACCCAAACAGUCUGCUCACUUCAUGAGAAACGUUACCGAAACGAGGCAGAUACCUUACAAUUACGGCAUCAUCGACAGAGAACUCGAUGAAGAGGAAGGGUUAGCUGCAACCAACUGGAGCAGAGGUUACAUCGCAGCAGUUGCAGCUAUGACGAAGUUAGUUUCGUUGGCAGCAUUGCUGCUGGUAAUGGUAACAAUUACUGUGGGGGCAGAAUUCAAUUACAUCUACCCUGAAGACAGUGAAAUUGAUAAAGAAGACGAUCAUUACCUGUAUAAUUUCACGUUGCCCAGCGAUCUUAAGAUCGGCGUAGGUUCAGCUGCAUAUCAGUAUGAAGGAGCCUGGAACGAAGGAGGUAAAGGUGAAAGUAUAUGGGAUAGAUUCACCCAUACACACCCUGGAGCCAUUGCAGACAGAAAGAAUGGAGACGUAGCUACAGAUUUUUACCACAAAUACAAGGAUGAUAUUAAAAGAAUUAAGGAGUUGGGGCUCGACACAUUCCGCCUCUCCAUUGCGUGGACUCGUAUCAUGCCAUCUGGCACAAUCAGCAGCCUGAAUCAGCAGGGGAUCGACUUCUAUAACAACGUCAUCAACGAGCUCAUUAAAUAUGGCAUCACACCCAUGGUUACCAUGUAUCACUGGGAUUUACCACAAUAUUUGCAGGAUCUGGGAGGUUGGACUAAUGAACUCAUUGUCGACUAUUUCGAAGAUUAUGCUGAUGUUCUAUAUUCAUACUAUGGAGACAGAGUUAAGUGGUGGAUAACAAUAAAUGAGCCAACUAAAGCCGUGGAAGGUUACAACGGGAACGUGACUGGGUCAGGUUACGCACCGAACGUUUCCUUGCCAGGUGUGGGGUCGUACCUGGCAGGACACACGAUGCUUAAGGCGCAUGCACGGGCCUAUCACUUAUACAACAAUAAGUAUCGGGAGCAUCAGAAGGGUCAGAUCUCCAUUUCACUGGAGACCUUCUGGUACGAACCACUCGACAUUAAUUCGAGAAGUGACCGUAAUGCAGCGGAACAAAUUCUGGAGUUCAACCUAGGCUGGUUUGCAGAUCCAAUCUACAGCGAGAAGGGUGACUACCCGGAUAUUAUGAAGAGAAAAAUUGCUGAAAAUAGCAAGAAGGAAGGGUAUCGAAGAUCCCGUUUGCCAGAAUUUUCCGAGGAGGAGGUUAACUACAUCAGAGGAACUGCAGACUUCUUCGGUCUGAACCAGUAUACGACAAAUCUGGCAACUUUCAGAGAAGAAGGUCCGACUCCUUCGUAUAAAAGGGACACGGGUGUCACAUUGUCCGCACCUUCCUAUUGGCCAGUAUCUGAAACGACCAAGUGGGAAAAGGUCGCACCUAAGGGUUUGCGCAAAGUGCUGAAUUAUAUCAAAGAUCACUAUGGCGAUAAAUGGGACGUGGUCAUCACCGAAAAUGGAUUCAUGGAUGAUGGAGCAACUACGGAUACGAGUCGUGUAAUCUAUUUAGCUACUUACAUGAUGGAAAUGUGGAAAGCAAUUUACAUUGAUGGCGUAAAAGUUGUUGGCUAUGUAAUCUGGAGUCUACUGGAUAACUUGGAGUGGACAAGCGGCUACAUAUCCAGAGCAGGAAUUUUCCACGUGGACUUCAGUGAUCCGGAUAAAAUUAGAACCCCAAAAGAAUCGGCCGAAUUCGUGAAGACAAUCACUAGCACAAGGCAAAUACCCAUAAAGUAUGCUCGCUAUGGAAAGGAAUUGAAUAAAAUAGAAUUUAAAGACCCUUCCUAAUAGAAAACUGAUUCAACUAAUAACGAGAAUGGGCACUGAAAUAUGAUUUACUUAAAUACCAGUUUCAAUCUAUUAUAGAUUACUAUGCUUACAUGAAGUAACAUUAGGGAUAUUACUGCACACGGUACAAUCCUGUACGUAUUGCCAGAGCUCCUAUUACAAAUGAGCACACACAAUGCAUCUACAUAAUAACUUCACGUUUCCAUUCUUCUGUAUCGUUCAAAUUAAAUUGUCCAAAUAAA